UCAGAAAUGGGUAUUAUCUUUAUUUUUAAAAAAAGUGAAAACUUUUAUUUUGUUGUGGAACAGUGACUAACAGCCCUACAUGGCAAACAGGCUGAAAUGUUAUAGAAAGGAGAACAACAGGGAAUCUUUAUUCUGUUUUCUCUUCACAUGCAUGUACUGGUGAAUCAUAUGUGACAGUAAACUGUGGAGUCAUUUGUAAUGAAUGCAUUACGAUUCUGUGCAAGCCAUGGUGGUGUAUGUACUGACAGUAAAUGGAAACCACUCUUACACCAACAGGAAAAAAGCAGUAGCAAGCCCAGCUGUUGCCAUGUGCACCUUUUAUCUUUAUCCUGUACGUGUUUACACAGUGUCUUACAUGAGCGCACCUACGAUGCAAAGCAUGCAGACGGAAAGACUAACAAAUGUCAGCACAGUGCUUUGGUGAUGAUGAGGAUGAUGUCAAAACAGCACUGGAUACUAAGAACCUGGCUGUUUUUAUACCUUCUAGUGCAGAAAGUAUACUGUUUUCUUCCUGCUCCUCAAAACGUGACCGUUAUCUCCUUUAAUCUGGAGCACAAGCUCACGUGGAGACUGGGCCCUGGGAGCCCCCCCUUUGUACACUUCCGUGUGCAGGUCUAUCGUAACAAGAGGAAACUCUGGGUACCAGUUUCAAACUGCUCAGAUUUGCAGAUGGGCGAACCAUGUGACUUAACUACUUCUUUCAAGAAUGUAUACGGUUAUCACCUGGCCCAAGUGCAAUCUUUUACCACAGACCAUGAAUCGAACUGGACCAGUUCAAAAUUCUUCCAUCCCCUGCUGGAAACAACAGUGGGUCCUCCAGUAGUGUCACUGACAGGCUGUGGAAACUGCCUUCUCCUGCAGCUCAGUCCUCCAACCAGCAGGGGUCUCCACCAUGGCUUGGUGGAAUACUUCUUUAGGGAGUAUACUGUCAAUGUGUCCAGAACUAGAGACAAAGCACAGUUUACAAUAAGGGCUUCCUCUGGAGAGACUCUGAUCAAUUAUCUUGAGACGGGGGCACAGUAUUGCAUCACUGCUCUUCCGCUGCCAAACAUAAACAUGAAGGCACUCCCUUCUGGCCCUCACUGUGCCUUCACCAGCCAGGAGUCUGUUGGCACAGAACAACUCCCCCCACCUAAGAAUGUGACACUAAAAUCGUACAACAUGGGCUUGGUUUUGGAAUGGGAUCCACCACAGAACUCUACAGGGAGAAACUUCAAGUACUCAGCAGAGUACAAAGGGUGGUCCAAUUUUGAGGCUGAAUGUAAUGGCACCUCAUCAUUAAGCUGUGAUUUCACCAAUAGCAUCACAUCCUUUGGAACUUACACGUUCCGUGUGCGGACAGAACUGGAGGAAAGGAGUUCUGUAUGGGUGAUGACUGAGGAAGUAGCUUUGGAUAAAAUAACUGCUAUAGGCCCUCCAUACGUGAGGCUCCUAAGCAGGAAAGGGGAAAUCGAGGUUGAUAUCACGGAUCCUGUCUUAAGAAAAAGUGAUCUUAGUAAUAUUUAUUCAAAGGUUUCCUAUGUCAUCCAUUAUUGGAUUGAAGGGAAAUUGAAAAAGGAAGAGCUGCGAGGAGAGCAGAGAAAGGUGAUGCUUCAGAAUCUCACACCGAAAGUCUGCUAUUGUGUGCAAGUGCAGAUACUUUUGGAUGACAAUAAAACUAGCUGGCCAAGCAAUGUGACCUGUGAAAUCAACACUAACAGUGAUGAGAUUAAACCAUGGCUGAUAGCAGUGGUACUGGUAGUCAGUUCCAUCGUCACUAUGGUUUCUGCCAUCCUGAUCUUCCUUGUUGUGAUGUGUGUCUACAAAGUGAUUAGAUAUCUUCACCCUCAACCCACAUUGCCUGAAGACUUUAAACAGUACUUCUCAGAGAUGCCUCAGUCCUCCAUAUUUCUGGCCAUGCAAAACAGUCAUCAGCCUGAGGAGCUCUACUAUGAGGUGAGCAUUGUUGCAGAUCAGGAAGUCCCCACUUCACAACUGGACCUCCAAGACACAGAAUGCUUAAAGUUGAACACCUGAAGGAGUGCAUCUCCUCAAAAGUCCAGGAGAGAUUUGGACUGGAGGAGAACAGGUGUGAUGGGGAUACCGAACAGUACACAAAGGGAUACAUCCUAAUCAGUUGUGGAUGGGGAGAUGGACAAACCUUUUCAGUAACGAGUUAGAUAUAUACUUGAGAAAUACUUUCCUUAAAUAAAACACAUGUUGUAAAUAAGAAUUAUAUAAUGUGUAUUUUUAUCGAGGGUUGAAAUUUAUGUGGACUUUUUCAUGCUAUUUUCAACUUUAUAUUUUAAAAAUAAAUUGAUAUAUUGAAUUAUUUUUAUUUGGAAAAAUGUAUAUUUUUAUAUGAUGUCAACUGACUUCAAUAUUUAAUGACUUCAUCUGUCCUAGAAUAUUUUUUUUGUUA
Electrophorus electricus (electric eel) is the source of this 2401-nucleotide messenger RNA. The record is from RefSeq and is a predicted model, not a curated record. Lineage: Eukaryota; Metazoa; Chordata; Actinopteri; Gymnotiformes; Gymnotidae.